UCCAUGUUGGGCUCUCUUUCUCUUCUGUGGCUGGUGGCCAUGACCACCUCCUUGGUUUCCCAAGCUCAGAUAGUGACCAUGGAAGACUACCAGGAAGGGGAAGAAGAUGAUGUGACAGGAACUACACCUUCCUUAGCUGUCCGUUGCAACUAUGACCGUUGCCGCCACCUGCAGGUGCCCUGCAAGGAGCUGCAGAAGGUUGGGUCAGUAGCCUGCCUGUGCCCAGGGCUCUCCAGGGAAGACCAGCAGCCAGAGCCUCCUCGCCUGGUAGAAGUGCAAACAGUGGCUGAAGAAGGCUACGCAGUGGCUCACUGGUGUGCUCCCUUCUCUCCAGUCAGCCACUACUGGCUUCUGCUUUGGGAAAGCAACGGGGCUCCGCAGCAGAGUGCCUCUCUCAAUGCUACAGUUCGAAGAGCAGAGGUGAAAGGACUGAAGCCUGGGGUUGCUUAUGUCCUUUGUGUAGUGGCUGCUAAUGACGCUGGUAAGAGCAAUGUUCCUGGGGCAGAUGUUGAGGGUCCUGAGAACUGGACUGGCCCUUCCCUUGGGCCCUGUCGCAAGUUUAUCAUGCCGCCUAAGCCUGUUACCCUGGUCCACGCAGCCGUGGGAGUAGGCACAGUCCUAGCUCUGCUCAGCUGUGCAGCCCUGGUCUGGCAUUUCUGUCUUCGUGACCGGUGGGGUUGCCCCCGACGACGUCAAGGUACCAGUACUGCCCAAAAUUCAGACGCUCUCUGAGGAGUGUCCCAUCAACUACAAACAACUCUGGUGCAGUCCAGCCUCAUCUGGAGAGCCCAACCCGCUCCCAGGAGGAGUACGGGGCUUGCUGCCACCUGGCACCAGAGACACAGCCAAGCCAGAGCAUAAGCCCGGGCAGUUAGUCUCAGAACCGACAUCUGCUUCGGUCCCUAACUAAAUAGUCACUAUGUUCCUUCCCUGUUGGGGAUUAGAAAAGUAACAAUUAUUCCUUGGAGGUCAGAUGAAAAUGAUUAAGCUUUAUGGCCUUGAGGGGAUAAAAUUACAGACAUUAUAUAUGUACUUAUAUAUAGCCAGUUAAAAUGGAGCUAUGUAAGGCCUGGCAUGGUGGUU
Messenger RNA from Rattus rattus (black rat), 1083 nucleotides. RefSeq names its product LRRN4 C-terminal like (gene Lrrn4cl). Lineage: Eukaryota; Metazoa; Chordata; Mammalia; Rodentia; Muridae. The transcript has a single exon. The coding region runs from base 4 to 732 and encodes 242 amino acids. The record is from RefSeq and is a predicted model, not a curated record. Gene Ontology annotation, molecular function: protein binding.